AUGGGGUCAUUGCAUUCUUUUGAUGUCUACGCCCGCACCUUUGUCCCGGACGACCUUCGCUCAGUCAACCUCCAGCCCGCUGUCGUGCUUGGAACUGGCCAAAGUUAUGCCGUCGACUACGAAGCCUACGCCGCCAGCUUCAUACCGCCUCUGUUUCUACACCACCGCCCUGUCGCUGAUGACCUAUUACAGAGCCGCGCUACGGAUGCGCACCUUAUCUACCUGUAUCGGUGCCUUAAGGACGAAAUGUUGGCUCUUCAUACGGAAAUUGCGAGCCGUUCUCUGUACAAAGUUACCGUGGCCAUAUUUGAUCACCAAGAUGGAUCUAAGCGUGGCCUACUACACAUACCAGGGCUUCGCGAGAACAGCCCUCCAAUCGAACUCGAGGACGUUGUGUCACUGCGGCAACUCAAUGUGAACAAGCCCAGCUGGCAAAUCGGCUUCACAGGGGUUCAAUUCGAUGCCCGUGUACACUCAAUUGACAGAGGCAAAGAGACUGUUGUGCUUCGAAUCAACCACUGUGGAUAUUUGAUGCCUUUCAGCUCGGAUUUCAACGUAUCUUUCAACUUGUCAUUCGAGCGAAUUGAGGCUCAAGGACUCUCGCUCGCACUGAUUCAAGAUUUGCUUAAUCAAACGACAUCAACAUCAACUAAUGGAAGCUUAACGCAGUCAUGCAAGCACACCGAUGAUCUUGAGAAGCUCAAAUGCACAGAAUGCAUUGAUUCGGGUCCACACGAGUCGGAACCAAACGCUUGGAUGCGUCGAAUGCUGUUUCCAGAAAACGAAGAUGGAGCUUUACAGACGAAUCUCACCCAUCUGGCUGAGCGGCAGUAUUUCGAUGAUGAGCUAAAUUUUGAGCAGCAGAAAGCUGUGGACUCAGUGUGUCAGCGGAACUAUGGCGAAGUGCCUUUCUUGAUCGAUGGUCCACCUGGAACAGGCAAGACCAAGACUAUUGUCGAAUGCGUGCUGCAACUCGUUUCAAGCAAACAGCGUAUCUCGCAUAUCCUGCUCUGCGCACCAUCUGAUCCUGCAGCAGAUAGCCUCGCCGAGCGGCUCAGCCAGCAUUUGAAGUUCGGAGAAUUCAUACGGCUCAAUGCAUCGACUAGAACCUUUGCUGAGGUGCCCCAACGGCUUAUGCCGCACAGCUGGAUUGACGGUGAUCAUUUCGGGUUGCCCCCAUUUUCUCGGCUGAUGGCCUACAAAGUCGUCGUCGUUACUUGCAGGGAUGCGGCUAUGCUGGUCUCAGCAAGGCUUACGAACAGAGACUUGUUCACACUUGAGCACGGUAUCAGAACUGCGGUACACAAUGAAGUGCCGGUGGAGAUAAGACUUCACUGGGAUGCACUUCUGAUAGAUGAGGCGGCACAAGCGACGGAGCCCGAAGCCGCAAUUCCUAUCAGCGUGGUCGCACCGCCUCGCUUCAAAGAAGCUCUUUCUACUAACCCGCUCUUCGUAAUGGCAGGUGAUCAGAUGCAGCUCGGACCACGCGCGAAGACGGCAGCAUUGAGGACCAGUCUCUUCGAACGACUGUUCAAUACACCGUUAUACAAGGAUCAUCCUCUGGCCCGCAAUAAGUCGAUGGAAGGAGCGCCAGCCAAGCCACUAGACAAGACGAUGCUACCCAUCACUCGACCGCCCUUCUCGAACCUUGUGCGCAAUUACCGCUCACACCCAGCCAUUUUGGCCAUCCCCAGUGCGCUCUUCUACUACGACACCCUGGUUCCAGAAGCCAGCGGCACCGCCUCCCUUCACGCGUGGACGGGCUGGCGCGGUCGCCGCUGGCCCGUGCUGUUCAAGGCUAUGACGGCGACUGACGAGAUGGAGGGCUUAGACGACGGUGGAGGCUGGUACAACGUGGGCGAGGCGCACGAGGCCUGCGCCACGGCGCAAUCGCUCAUGCGAUCCGGUCUCAUCCAGGAUGAGCGCGACAUAUGCAUCAUGAGCCCCUUCAGCACGCAGGUGCGCCUCCUGCGCUCCAUGAUGCGCAACAAACCGUACAGCAUGCGCGGCGUCAACAUUGGGCCGACGGAGGCAUUUCAGGGUCUGGAGGCGCGCGCCGUCAUCCUCUGCACCACGCGGACGCGGACGCGCCACCUUGUCUCGGAUGCGGAGCGUGGGUGGGGCAUCGUGAACGAGCGUAAGCGGUUCAACGUCGCGUUGACCCGUGCCAAAGAGGGCCUAAUCGUCAUUGGCAAUCCGCACGUACUGGCCACGGACCCGUGCUGGGCGGCUCUUCUGAGCUUCUGUCGUCGGCACAGCCUCUGGAUCGAUUGUGCUGAGGAAGCAGCGAAAGGAGAGAGGGCUCCAGCUGCUCCUGCCGCUCCUGCCGUUGCCGGCGGUGCUUCCUCGUGGCAUUCCUUUCCUUCGCCCGGGCCGGGCCUUGAUACCGGCGCCGUUGAUUCUAGCGGGCAGUGGCUGGCUGCUGACAGCGAAGACCACAUCUCGACCCUCGAAACGGGCCUCGUGGCGAAGGAGCAGAUGGGCCGGGACAUUACUUCAGAUUACGCGCGAUUCAUGGACGCGGGGACGAACGUGGAGUUGUGGGUGUUGGGAAUGAGGGCGGCAAUGAGCAUACCCGAGGAUGAAAACGAAGGUGAUGAACAGCCGCGGAGCAGCGGGGAUGCGCGCGGCAGAGACGGCUCGCUCAGAGUGAUUCGAGGCUCAGAGGGGAUGAGAGCAGCAGUUGAUCAGAGUGAAAUGAAGCUUGGCCGCAAUUUGGCUUACUAUUGA
Molecule: messenger RNA, 2730 nt
Organism: Lasiodiplodia theobromae
Lineage: Eukaryota; Fungi; Ascomycota; Dothideomycetes; Botryosphaeriales; Botryosphaeriaceae
Product: DNA helicase UvrD/REP type
Exons: 2
Coding region: 1-2730 (909 amino acids)
Biological process (GO): regulatory ncRNA-mediated post-transcriptional gene silencing
Cellular component (GO): P granule; cytosol
Molecular function (GO): helicase activity
Source: RefSeq, a predicted model, not a curated record